Glycine soja is the source of this 1225-nucleotide messenger RNA. RefSeq names its product probable xyloglucan endotransglucosylase/hydrolase protein 25. Gene Ontology annotation, biological process: cell wall biogenesis; xyloglucan metabolic process. Gene Ontology annotation, molecular function: xyloglucan:xyloglucosyl transferase activity; hydrolase activity, hydrolyzing O-glycosyl compounds. Gene Ontology annotation, cellular component: cell wall; apoplast. The coding region runs from base 186 to 1052 and encodes 288 amino acids. The transcript is spliced from 3 exons. The record is from RefSeq and is a predicted model, not a curated record. Lineage: Eukaryota; Viridiplantae; Streptophyta; Magnoliopsida; Fabales; Fabaceae.
UUUUGAAUUGCAGUUUUUUUAACUGCAAUUACGACAACCACAUUGGGGUUAAGGCAUAGUCAUUUCAACCUGUGUUUGACAACUCCAUAUUUUGCCGUAAUUGUCCCAACCUUGUUUUGAAAUGAAACUGCGAUUUAAAUACACCUAGGGUUUCUAAUACGUGCAUUCACAACACAAAAUUGAAAAUGGCUUCUUCACGUUUUAGUUCCAUUUUCCUUCUUUCUAUCAUCUUGACCAUAAGCAAAUUUGCAUUGGGUGGGAAUUUCUACGAAGAUUUUGACAAUCUCUUUGGAGAUGUAAGGGUUGACAUAAAAGAUGAAGGCCAAAGCAUGACCCUAACAAUGGAUGAAUAUUCUGGCUCAGGCAUUGUAUCAAAGAAUGAGUAUUUGUUUGGAAGAUUCGACAUGAAAAUCAAGCUUGUACCAGGAAACUCUGCAGGAACUGUCACAGCAUUUUAUCUAAGCUCUCAAGGAUCAAACCAUGAUGAGAUAGAUAUAGAGUUCUUGGGCAACUUGACUGGUGAUCCUUAUUUGCUCUCAACCAAUGUAUAUGCCGAUGGUGUUGGGGGUCGUGAGAUGCAGUACUAUUUGUGGUUCGACCCAACAGAGGACUUCCACACGUAUUCCAUAGAUUGGAACCCUGAUCGCAUAAUAAUCUUGGUGGAUGACAUUCCCAUCAGAGUUAUGCUCAAUAGGCAAACCAUUGGUGUUCCUUUCCCUACAAGCCAACCCAUGAGGCUUUACACUACCCUUUGGAAUGGAGACUCUUGGGCAACAAGAUGGGGGGCAGUGAAGCUUGAUUUGUCAAAUGCUCCAUUCAUUGCAGGCUUCAAACAUUUCAAUGCUAAUGCUUGCAUUGCAAAGGAAGGUGGUGCAAGUUGCAAGGGGUUCAAUCGUGGCAUAUUUAGAGAUCUUGAUCAAGAAAGCAAGAAAAAAAUGCGAAAGGUACAAUCAAAAUGGAUAGUUUAUGAUUAUUGUCGGGAUUUAAGACGUUAUGCUCAUGGUCUCCCAUUUGAAUGCCGCAAGGAGAAUCUAUUAGAUCAAUCCAAAUAGUAAUUGCAUUAAUCAUGCAUUUUGCACCUUCGUUUAAUUUGUUCAAUUCAAAUUAUGGAAUGAUUUCCUAAAAGCUGAAUUGACUAUGACAGUAGAUGUAAUUGUUAUGUUAUAUAAUGUGUAUUUGAAUUGCCGUGAAAGUUUGUUAUUCUAUUAAAGGGGAUGAAUUUGAA